GUUCCAGAGACGCUUCAUUGGCUGCAUUCCUCCGUCUCCCAUUCCCUGCUUUCAUGAAUUGGCUUGUCAAUCAAAGGGCUAUUAUGUUUUCUUCCUGGUUAGCUGCAGAGUGAAAGAGGAGCAACGUUCGGCAUAUUUCACACUGAUUAGUGAAAGGGGAGAAACCAUGUGGAAGUCACAUGAGCGACAAGGAUGAGGAAAAAACAACUGGGAGAGGACUGCUACCGCCUAACUUGUCAAUCCGACUAGUGAUUUGCUGCUUCCGAAGCUUGGCAGGGACAGCCUAGCAGCCCCUGACUCACCCUCUACCCACACAUAUGCAAUGAACAGCACUACUCAGCCCCCUGCCCCCAUAGACAGGGAUGUGGCAGUCAGCUCAUUGUUGGUACCAUUCUUCCUGAUCACCUUCAUCGGGAUAGCUGCAGCUGUGGUGCUGUAUGUGCGCAAGAAGAGAAGAAUUGACAGGCUUCGGCACCAGUUGCUUCCAGUCUAUACUUACGACCCCUCUGAAGAAUUACAUGAAGUUGAACAGGAAAUGCUGUGGAAAGAGGAAGAUACUAAGGUGGUGAAGGGUUGGGCACGAUCAUACCAGCAGCAAAGACCCCUGUUGAUGAAAGAUACCCAUGCAUGAGUGUGUUUGAGCAGGACAUAGAUCUGUGACAUCAUACAGAUCAGUGGAGUUAACCCUUGAGAUGCCAGAUUUGUCAGUCAUUCAACAUAAAGGGGUUUUAGGAAAAGCAUGGAGCCUGUCAUGCAUUUGGCAUCAUGCUCCUCCUCAGUCAUCAUCUCUGUUGGAGCAUUUACUUUGUACAGCGUCAGCCUUUAAGCUAAGAGGAGGUUGGUUAUUAUGUGAUUGUGAACCUCUGAUACCAUGCCCCUGUGCUCGAAAGCUGCGACAUACCCUAAACCACGACGUUGGCUAACUACUGGUGGACAUUUAUUUAUUUGAGAUUAUUUAUUCAAGUUUUUUUUAAACAUUUUUUUACUGUGUUUGUGUGUGUCAUAAUGUGGGCGUUACUGAAACUAAGAUGGUGCCAUCCAUCCAUCCAAACAAGACACUGGUGUUACAUUUGCCUUAAAUGUCUAUUGUUUCCAGUGAGAUUAGCAAAGCCUUGACCUUGGGUGAGAUGCUUACCGUUGUACUACUAGUUUUAGUGGUGUAAAAUUAGGUUACUAUAUCCCUCACUAUUAAAUGUAAUACACAGAAGGUAUGCAAUCAAUCAAUUUGAUUUCUUAAGUUGCUGUUUUGUUUCCCUGUUUGUGGCACUUUGAAUGCCAUUAUGAAAGCAACCAAAACAAUACCUCCUCCUCGUCAUCAUACAGAUACUGUAUGUUAUGAUGAAAAGGUGGUGAAAUCAGAAGGAGGAUGUAUAUAGAGAGAAGAGAUGGCAAAUGAAUGUAACUAGUCAACCAACCUCCCCCUACCCCACCCACUCCUCUCCACUAUUUAGCUGUGACUACUGCCCUAAAAAUGUCCUGUUGGGAAGACAGGGCACCAGGAGGAUUGUUCUUCUAGCAGAAGAAUCUCUUUUGAAGAAUACCAUAGGCCUGACUGUAUACAGUACUCAGGAAACCUCAGCCACCCAUAUUUUUAAAGAAAUAUGUGACCAGUGAUUCAUCCUUGAAUUAUAUGUGCUCUAAGUUACCCUCCUUUCCUCCUUGCAUUUGUGAAUGUCAUGUAUUUAGGAUGAGAAGGAUGAAGUCUACCAUUGAAAGCAAUCAUCUUAUCAGUAUAUGUACAGUAUGUUGGAAUCCUCUUGAUAAGAAUUUAAACAUACACUGUGUAUACAAAGCAUUAACAACACCUUCCUAAUAUUGAGUUGCAACUUCUCAGAACAGCCUCAAUUCGCCGGGGCAUGGACUCUGCAAUGUGUCGCAAGCGUUUCACCGGGAUGCUGGCCCAUGUUGACUCAAAUGCUUCCCACAGUUGUGUCAAGUUGGCUGGAUGUCUUUUGGGUGGUGGACCAUUCUUGAUAUACACGGGAAACUGUUGAGUGUAAAGAACUCUGCAGCGCUGCAGUUCUUGACACACUGGUGCACCUGGCACCUACUCCCAUACCCCAUUCAAAGGCACUUAAAUCUUUUGUCUUGCCAAUUCACCUUAUGAAAGGCACACAUCCACAAUACAUGUCCAUACACAACACAAUCCAAGGCUUAAAAAUCAUUCUUUAACCUGUCUCCUUCCCUUCAUCUACACUGAUUUGAAGUGGAUUUAACAAGUGACAUCAAUAAGGGAUCGUAGCUUUCACCUGGUCAGUCGAUGUCAUGGAAAGAGCAGGUGUUCAUAAUGUUUUGUACACGCAUUGUACAUCAGGUAUUUACAUUUAUUUUAAUGUGGAAUUGAAACUUUUGACAUGAAUAGUUGACUUUCUCCUGAAUGCGAACUGCUACAUAUUACGCUCCACUAUUUAUAAAGUCUAUGAUUUAAUUCCCAUGCACAUUAAACAUAUACAGUUGGAAGUUUACAUACACCUCAGCAAAAUACAUUUAAACUCAGUUUUUCACAUUUCCUGACAUUUAAUCCAAGUAAAAAUUCCCUGUUUUAGGUCCGUUAGGAUCACCACUUUAUUUUAAGAAUGUGAAAUGUCAGAAUAAUAGUAGAGAAUUAUUCAUUUCAGCUUUUAUUUCUUUCAUCACAUUCCCAGUGGGUCAGAAGUUGACAUACACUCAACCGCACAUGUCCCCAUGUGUGGUUGCAAACCGUAGUCUGGCUUUUUUCUGGCUGUUUUGGAGCAGUGGUUUCUUCCUUGCUGAGCGGCCUUUCAGGUUAUGUCGCUAUAGGACUCAUUUUUACUGUGGCUAUAGAUACUUUUGUACCUGUUUCCUCCAGCAUCUUCACAAGUUCCUUUGCUGCUGUUCUGGGAUUGAUUUGCACUUUUCGCACCAAAGUACGUUAAUCUCUAGGAGACAGCGUCUCCUUCCUGAGCAGUGUGACGGCUGCGUGGUCCCAUGGUGUUUAUACUUGCGUACUAUUAUUUGUACAGAUGAACGUGGUACCUUCAGGCGUUUUGGAAUUGGCUCCCAAGGAUGAACCAGACUUGUGGAGGUCUACAAUUUGUUUUCUGAGGUCUUGGCUGAUUUCUUUUGAUCUUCCCAUGAUGUCAAGCGAAGAGGCACUGAGUUUGAAGGUAGUCUUUGAAAUACAUCCACAGGUACACCUCCUAUUGACUUUAAAUGAUGUUAAUUAGCCUAUCAGAAGCUUCUAAAGCCAUGACAUCAUUUUCUGGAAUUUUCCAAGCUGUUUAAAGGCAGUCAACCUAGUGUAUGUAAACUUCUGACCCACUGGAAUUGUGAUACAGUGAAAUAAACUAAACAAUUGUUGGAAAAAUUGGUGUCAUGCACAAAGUAGAUGUCCUAACCGACUUGACAAAAUUAUAGUUUGUUAACAAGACAUUUGUGGAGUGGUUGAAAAACAAGUUUUAAUGACUCCAACCUAAGUGUAUGUAAACUUCUGACUUCAACUGUAAUAAUGCAUUUGAUUAAAAUACAUUGCACUGUUUCAAACAUGGCAACCCUGCUUACUAUUAACAGUUUCUUUGGGGAAUUGCCAUGGUGAAUUCUGAAGAAAUCCAGAAUAUAAACUACUGAUGAAAAUAAAAAAAUUUAAAUGUAAUUUUGACUGUUAAAGGUUUCACACACUUGUUAAAAGACUGAAUAUUUGUGUUGCUUGAUUUUACUGUCCAUAAAGUAAACUUGUAUAUAUCUUAGCGAGUUUAUGGACUUUUUAUGGAUGGUCUGGAUGUAACGUAGAGCAAAAAUAAAAUGGAAAGAGGAGUACAUA
Oncorhynchus kisutch (coho salmon) is the source of this 3781-nucleotide messenger RNA. RefSeq names its product small integral membrane protein 29. The coding region runs from base 323 to 631 and encodes 102 amino acids. The transcript has 5 exons. NCBI's taxonomy places the organism in Eukaryota, Metazoa, Chordata, Actinopteri, Salmoniformes, Salmonidae. The record is from RefSeq and is a predicted model, not a curated record.